This is a messenger RNA of Cylicocyclus nassatus, 381 nucleotides long. The record is from the annotation of a GenBank genome assembly. NCBI's taxonomy places the organism in Eukaryota, Metazoa, Nematoda, Chromadorea, Rhabditida, Strongylidae.
AAAUGUGCUUGAGGAUUGACUCCAUCCCAAAAAUGAUCCUCUAUUGUUUUCUUCUGAUCCUUCCAAGCUACUCUGAAGCCUAUGCUGACUCGGAUGGCUAUAGAAAACCUAAAAGCGAUAGUGAAUGGAUGAACAAUCUCAAAAGGGGAUUCGAAGGUUCUUGCAGGCCAUAUGGCAAAAAUAUCAGUCUGACCUACGAUCUGUCGAAGUUUCGCAAUCUCGAAGGAUAUGUGAACAAGAUAGAAUUUCAGCCAGAAAAAUACCGUAUAUUCAGCAUGUAUACAAGAUGAGUUGGAUAGCAGGCUGUAGCGACUCGGUGGGCUCUUGCACCUAGAUGUUACCCGAGGCCUGAUGCUCGCCCGAUAAUAAACGACGUACCUA